UUCCAAUUGGGGUUCGUAUUGUACAAUCCAGCCGCAGAGCUUUUGGGACUACGACUCUACUAGGCCAUGAUGCCUCCGGCGGCUUCAUUCCCCGUUUACGCUCACCGUUUCACCGCCGACUCUUUUCAUAACCGACUCAUCGACAUUGUCAAAGCUGCUCUCAUCAAAAUAUUCGUAUCUCCUUACGCCACCGUGUGUGAAUUGUACUGUGGAAAAGUUCCCAAUGAAGAAAAGUGGGAUGAAUCUCAAAUUGGCCACUACAUUGGUUUUGAUGUAGCGGCAUCUGGUGUGAAUGAAAAAAAGGAAGCAUGGGAGAGUCAGCGCAAAUUUUACGUUACUGAGUUGUUUGAGCUUGACCCUUGCACUGAAGAUUUGAAAACAUAUCUUCUGGAUAAAGACACUCAGGCUGAUAUUGUUUUCUGCAUGCACAAUUUUCAGUUGUGUUUUGAAACUGAAGCAAAAGCGAGGAAGCUUUUGCAUAGUGUUUCAUCUUUGUUGAAACCUGGGGGUUAUUUUCUUGGCAUCACAACUGACUCAUCUACUAUAUGGGCAAAGUACCAGAAGAACGUUGAAGCUUGCCACCACAAGGGCAGUGGAAUGAAGCCUAACAGUGUCCCCAAUUGCAUUAGAUCUGAGAGUUACACAAUAGCUUUUGAAGUCGAGGAAGAGAAGUUUCCUUUUUUUGGAAUGAAGUACCAGUUGAAGUUUGCAAAUGACAUCUCUUCUGAAACACACUGUCUGGUUCAUUUCCCAAGCCUGAUAAGGUUGGCCAGAGAGGCUGGCCUUGAUUAUGUCGAGAUUCAAAACUUGACUGAUUUUUAUGAUGAUUAUAGGGCACAGUUUGUAGGAAUGCUACAAGAUGCCAACCAUAAUAUCACCGAUUCUAGGGGUAGACUUCUCCCCAAAGCUUAUGAUGUUUUAGGACUGUUCACGACGUUUAUAUUUCAAAAACCUGAUCCGGACAUUGUUCCACCUCUGAUGACUCCGUUUUUAGUAAACAGAAUUUACAAUGAUGAUGAGAUGACACAAGGACUGGGGUGGCGAGAUGAUGAGAGGAAUGGACAGGCUGAUUCAUCUCAGGGGGGGUUGGGAAAGAUAACGGAGCAAAAGGGGAUAUUAGGUCCGGGCCCUGCAGAAUUGCGUUUCCCCGAGGCACUUUGACCUCAUUGUUGUUCAGUUUAGUAGUUUUCAACCAUGACAUACAUACGUGUGUCGUCACAUCUAAAAUGUGCAUAAGUAAAGUUCAAAGAGUUCUUUUUCUGUUUAGUGUGCAUAUUCUAUAAUUAUUUUAUGCACGUCUAGAUUCCAUUUUGUGAUCCGGCAGAGGACUAAACGACUCACUAUUUUAACUACGGAGUAUUUUUCAUUUUCUUUUGUUUUGUUAUUAAAACAUAUUUUAAAUAUAGUUUUUUUAUAAUUUUGUAGAAUUAGCCAAUUCAGCCACUUCAAUCAUAAGUCAUAAAUUCAUAAAUUUCAGCAUAAGCAAUCACUUCAGCCAAUUAUUAUCUUUAACUAUUAUACUCUC
Molecule: messenger RNA, 1525 nt
Organism: Cuscuta epithymum
Lineage: Eukaryota; Viridiplantae; Streptophyta; Magnoliopsida; Solanales; Convolvulaceae
Source: the annotation of a GenBank genome assembly